This is a messenger RNA of Racocetra persica, 273 nucleotides long. The record is from the annotation of a GenBank genome assembly. Lineage: Eukaryota; Fungi; Glomeromycota; Glomeromycetes; Diversisporales; Gigasporaceae.
AUGACCGAUCAAGUUGAAAAUAGUGAAAUGACCGAUCAGGGUGAAAAAAUAUAUAGUGAAUUUACAUUGGCAAGCAAUUAUGCAUCAUUCGAUACUGUUGAAGAUUUUUUAGCUACCGACUUACCUGAAUCUCCUCAAAACGCACUAAGUCAAACGAAUCCGGAAAGCGAAAUCCAAGUUGUAAAACAGAGAGAAGGUCAAAUUAAUAAAGGGAUUGAAGGUCAAAACCAACAAAUGAAUAAGGAAGCAUUGGAAAAAUUCCUUACUGGCAAU